GCCUGCCUUAAAGUGUUGCGUUUGAGUGUACUCGGAAGCGGCGAACCUUUACCACAUUUGGUUAAUUAUUCGGUUCUUAGAAAAAAAAAACAGCGGUCUUGCUUUGAAAUGUAUUUACAAUGAUAACUAUAGAAAUGGGAAAAGUUAAAGUAUUAUAAAGGUGGAAUAAAGCUCCCAAGUACGUAAAAGCACAUUUGCAACAUUAUUAUACUGUAUACGCGUUUUAUGCAUUGUGAUUUAUUUAUUAUAUUUGGUCUUACGUGUCUUUAUACAAAUAGUUAACCUGAUUUUUGUCAUAUUCAGUCAUUCGAUUUUCAGCGAAGUUUCCAAGAGAAGCGGGAUGUCCGUUUGUACCUGAAGGCACCGGGACGACGAGCAGGUAGAGUGACAAUGAGAUCCCAGGGGAGCGACAGAGUCCUGGAGAUAAACUUUUAAGGCGGUGUCAUAACUGUACACGCCGUCUGUCCACGCUCUCGUCUUCAAUCGGGAACUAAAUGGAGGCUGGGGAACUUUUACAUGAAACCUUCUGCACGCUUUCGUCCUCGAGCUCGUGCGCAUUUUUCAAUAUACUGCGAUUCAUUUUCCGUCGGGGUUCCUUGAAGUCUCGGAUCUAAGUUUUUUUCUUCAAAGCUGCACAUUUUUUAGAUAAAGGAGUAAGAUCUUUAUUUUAUAUAGUUUUCUAUUAUUAAAGGUGUUUACGCGCGGAUUGAGCGCAGUUGACAGAGUUCAGUCGCGACUCUGUCUGUCUUAUUACAAAGUAAUAAGUGAAGCUGCGCUCGGUUUUCACUUUAAAAAGAGGGGAAUGGAGUUGAAGAGGAUAUGCUUUGGUCGUUCUUCGUGAAAAAGCUCUUACACAACCCUCGCAUGUGUUCGCCCGCGCGCCUCUGAUCUGACCGGCGGCAACCUGUGGCCCGUUCUUUGAAGUUCAAUUCAUCGCUCCCACCGAGGAUUUACCGCCGGUCUGCGGAGCCCCGGAGCCCCGGAGCCGGCCUCUGUCGACGCCUGAUGCGGGAAGGGUCACGCAGCAGCACGGAGACAAACACGGUCCACAAAGCUCCCUGAACUCCUUGUUGCGCCUCGGUUCGGGUCCACCAGCCCUCACACUAUGACACUGGAUCCUAGCUCAUUAGAGCCCGUCUUAUCACGGAACAUCUCCUCUUCCGAGCAUUAACUCUGGUGCUGGAUGGAAGUUCUGGGACCUUGGGGUUCUUCUGGAGGAUCUCCGGUCCUGAAGAUUUUGGAUUAUAUCAGUAAAGUAGUCCAUUCGAGGGGAAACUGAAGUGCGUGCACCUGCGCGCACGCGUCCUCGACCCCCCCCCCCCCCCAUUUUUUUUUCUUCUUCUUCUUUUUUUUUUUUUUUAACCCGCAGUGCUCGCCUGCUUUGAAGUCCACCAUGUGCGGCCGGGCACCGCCGCCACAGCCGAGGCCAUGACCGUCCACCCGCGGCGCCUGGCCGGGCUCUGGCCGUGGCUGCUCAUGGCGGCCCUGCAGGUGGUGCUGGGCCAGCCGGGCCUGGAGUCCGAGCACCCGCUCCUCCGAGCGCUCAUCAAGGUGACUCUGCUGAAGCACGAGGCCACGGGGAAGCCCAUCGUCGUGGAGGGACUAUUCGUGGGAGGUAGCGCCGGGAAAGCGGAGGGAAGACUGAUGCAGUAUCACCCUCUGUCCCUGUGCAACACAAGCGAGGAUGAGCGACAAGAUGGCGACUUCAUCACCAUCGUCAAGCUGGAGCACAGGGUGCCCCGCUGCCUGCCGCUGCUCGACAAGGCCCGCAUGGCAUUGGAUAAAGGAGCUCAGGCUGUUAUCUUUGAUGUCAGCGAUGACGCCAACGCCGCUGCCGAGCUGCGGGAAGCAAACUCCUUUUCCCGUCCGGUGGUGCUGGUGGAGGCUCAGGGUGCUGAGGACCUGAUGGGUUUGGUCAACAAGAACGAGGAGGCCAAUGUUGUUAUUGAAAUCAAAGUGGAACCUAAGUGGCUCCAUUAUGACGUGAGCAUCCUGCUUACCAUCAUCCUGGUCAUUUUUACUAUCGUCCUGAUCUUUGUUUUCCGCUACAAGUGCAAGUCCAACAGAACCUGGGAUUCUGUCCACCAGCAGACAGUUCAGGCUAUCAACCGGCUGGAGACAAAAACCUACAGCACUCAGAACUGUUCUGGCUCACAGCGCCACCGGGGGGCCUGGGGAUCGGCCAGCAGCUCCAACUCCAGCCCCGUCUGUGCCAUCUGCCUGGAGGAAUUCCAGGAUGGACAGCAUCUUAGGAUCAUCUCCUGUGCUCAUGAGUUCCAUAAGGCCUGUGUGGACCCGUGGCUGCUGCAGCACCGGACAUGCCCUCUCUGCAUGCACAACAUCAUGGGAACCGAGCGCCAGGCUCAGAGGAACAGAGCCCAGCAGAACUCAGAGCAAAGCCAGGGCUUCCUGCACUCUCAGCCUUACAGUAACCCUCAGCACCACCCCUUUCCCCAACAUGCCAUCCCCUUCUCCAUGAGGCCCCUUUACCCCCACGGGCUCUCUGGACCUUAUCCUAAUCUGGGCCACUACAGCGGCUCCUCUCCUAUGGACACUCAGACUCUACAUUUCCUCAGCAGUAGGCAGCUGGGUGCAGGCUGUGGAUACCACCACCCUGCAGAGGUUCCUGGGAGGCCGCACAGAACUGGAGGCAGCUGCAGGACCCCCACUCACCACUACACCCCUCGGCGGUCCUGCCACAACUACCGCUCCUUCUGUCCAGCUCAACGCAGUGCAUCAAGCUCCAGACUGCAACACGCCAUCUCUGUCACACCUCAGAGCAGGGGGGUGGCAGCCCGCAGCCGGCAGGACGAGGCCAGCUGUUCAGGGGGCAGCUACCACACAGACCGGAGUGGGUACUUUCCCGAUGGGCCGGCCAGUGACUCCAGCUCAGGACCCUGCCACGGCUCUUCCAGCGAUUCAGUUCUCAACUGUACUGAUGUCUCUCUGCAGGGAGUUUAUGGGAGUUGGUCCACCUUCCGCAGUUCUCUGAGUAGCGACUAUGACCCUUUUGUGUAUUACGGGCCGGGUGCUGGGCGGCUUCCGAACACAAACAGCCCUGAGGUGAGUUCUCAGGUCCGGCCCAGGUCUCUGGAUUCUGUGGUGAACAAGGCCGGCUCUCCUGAAGAGCAGCCACAGACUGUUUCCAUCCACUACCACCGGCACCGACACCACCACUACGAGGAGGGGGAACACAGCCAGGGCCCGAACAGAGGCUCCGAUGAGGAGCAGGGGGCUGGCGCUGCUGCUGCAGCACCUCUCUCUGCCCUCAUCAGGGACAAAGACUCUCCUGUGUGUCCCCCAAAGAACAGCUCAUGCCACUGCCUCAAACCAGAACCCACUGGUGGGCUUAGUCCUGGGACUGAAUGUCAGGACCAUGACCCCAACUGCCCCUCGGUACCUCCUGUCCUUGUGUCCCCAAUCCCUCUAAAGCUUCAGUCCCACUGCUGCCACCAGAGUCACGGACACCUCCAUGCUCCUCAGGGGCGGUUGGGGGGCUGUCUGCUCGAUGGUCCCUCUGUCCACUUCCACCAGAGCUUAGAUCUGCAGGAUGACCGCAACAUCCACAUCCACUACGGCGAGGGUCCAAGCUUCUGCUGCUCCCCCCCUGAGCUGCACCCUGCCCUGCUCCCUGUGCCUCUCAUUCUGGACUCUGGAGGAAUGGAGGACUGGCCGUGCUGUGCAGGAACGCAUGUUGUGUGGCAGAAACAGGUGCAGCAAGCCCACUCAGAGCCUCAGCUUGUGGGGGCUGGGAUCCCUAUGGACAGAACGCCAUGUAGGUUCCACCAGGGGCCGGCUGGCGACCACAGCACAGACUUUUGUUCAUACUUCCCAUCAUUACACAGCAAUCAGGGAUCAGAGGAGGAGUCUGGGGUGUAAUGGCUCCCGCUGCCACACAGGAGUCCGAGCGGAAAAGCCUCUCCUCGGAUCGCAUUUCUUCUUGGAAUUCCAGCAGCAAUUGUUCUGACGGCGUCUCAGCUGUCCGCAGAAGAUCUCCGAUUGCCAAGAUAAAAAUCUUUAUUUUGGAGUAACCCUAAACCUUCUGCGAUAUCUGAUAAGAGUUCACACUUAAUGAUUUGCUGGUGUGAAAGACGCAGUGUUUAAUGGGGAAACAACUGUUGCAUCUCAUCUGGGGGAGCACUCACCAGAUUCCCAUGCUCCCUGGUUUGGGCUGGCAAACGAUCUUUGCGUACGGUGUUCAUCCUGCAUGAAGUGAGACUCCUGUCUCUGCGUCACACUCUGUAAAAUAACUUGAUUAAGGGUAAAGGUACGUCAUAUUUGUUUGCGUGAUGUUUGCCUUCCUCCUGAGGCCAGCUUCGGCUAAGAACUGCUUUUCUCUCCAGCCUACCUCAGCUCAGAUUUGAAUCCCCCUCCCACAGGGGAGCCUUCAAAGGUACUGCUGUAGUGAUUUCUUUCUCUCCCAAACAUGUAGCACCCUUAUACUCAGCAAAAAGGAACCACGUCAGCCUAGUUUGUACAAACGGAGAGAAAAAGAUUCAUGUGUCGCUUCCAAAGCAACCAUCCAUCUCUCGGGUUGUUGAUCCCUUUGGGGGCUUGUUUUCAUUAUUUCAAUAAUGGCAGCUGUUUUGUUUCUGUUUGUUUUAUAGAAUUUUUUUUUCACUUUUCUAAAAACCUGGUCUGACUGAAUAAUGUUGUUGAAAGCUAUACCUUAUGUCAUAUUUCUUCCCGUGGAACAGUGGUCUCUUCAGAAGGAUGACAGCCAUACCCCCAUUUCCCAAAAGUGUUCAUUAAAGUGGCCUUCACAUAAAUAGCGCUUUAUCCGUUGAGUCAUGCCGGAGGGUUGAUCAAAUCAAUCCUAAAAAAAAAAAAUGAGAUGAAAGUUGUGCCAUGAAAGCUGGGCUUUUUCUGCCUUACAGACUGAAUAAGCUGAGAUCAGAUACAAGGAUUCUGUUUGAUUUGCCUCAGAGAAAAUGUGAAGACCCUUUAAGUGGCAGUCAGACUGCAGCGGGCGCAAGGCGGCAGUGUAACCCAGUAGCACUUACUCAACCCUUCACAGGAUGUGCCUUAUUCACUCAGACUAAAUCAGGAAGCUCCCAACACACCGCUCUUACCUGUUGAACCAAAGAAACAAAUGUGUGUGUGUGUGUGUGUGCCGUGCCUUUGUUUCCUGCUCUGCCUUGUCCUUUGAGCCUGUCACUAAUAGUACACUAACAUGCUAAAAUGAAAGUGCAAACAUUUUGCUGAGGGUCUUGUGGAAGCUGCUUCUGCAGUCUGUCUUUCUCAUACCUCACUCUAAAUCUUCAGCUACAGCAUGAGGGCCUCUUUUUUAUUUUUUUUAUUCCCAUACAGUCCCAAAAACUCAAAUAGACAUGACUGAAUAUUAGCAGCACUUUGGCUCCAGAUUUUUUUUAAUAAAAGGAAAAAAGAAAUCAUGUAAUAUUAUUGUAAACAACCCCCCCCCAAAAAAAAAAAAUAAAUAAAAAAAAUCAG
Messenger RNA from Oryzias latipes (Japanese medaka), 5451 nucleotides. It is a transcript of the gene rnf43, whose product is annotated as ring finger protein 43. The record is from RefSeq and is a predicted model, not a curated record. Lineage: Eukaryota; Metazoa; Chordata; Actinopteri; Beloniformes; Adrianichthyidae.